Panicum hallii is the source of this 1217-nucleotide messenger RNA. Its product is annotated as microtubule-associated protein RP/EB family member 1C. Lineage: Eukaryota; Viridiplantae; Streptophyta; Magnoliopsida; Poales; Poaceae. Gene Ontology annotation, molecular function: microtubule plus-end binding. Bases 49 to 1026 code for a protein of 325 amino acids. The transcript is spliced from 6 exons. Gene Ontology annotation, biological process: protein localization to microtubule plus-end; regulation of microtubule polymerization or depolymerization; spindle assembly. Gene Ontology annotation, cellular component: microtubule plus-end; microtubule organizing center; cytoplasmic microtubule. The record is from RefSeq and is a predicted model, not a curated record.
CCACCCCACCCCCCAUCCUCCGAUCCCCGCGAGCGGCGGCGGCCAGCGAUGGCGGCGAGCAACAUCGGCAUGAUGGACGGCGCCUACUUCGUCGGGCGCAACGAGAUCCUCGCGUGGAUCAACACCACGCUGCAGCUCGGCCUCUCCAAGGUGGAGGAGGCGGCGUCGGGCGCGGUAGCGUGCCAGCUGAUGGACGCGGCGCACCCGGGGGCGGUGCCGAUGCACAAGGUCAACUUCGACGCCAAGACCGAGUACGACAUGAUCCAGAACUACAAGGUCCUGCAGGACGUGUUCAACAAGCUCAAGAUCACCAAGCACAUCGAGGUGAACAAACUCAUCAAAGGAAGACCUCUUGACAAUUUGGAGUUUAUGCAGUGGAUGAAAAGAUACUGUGAUUCUGUCAAUGGUGGCUUCAUGACCAGCUACAAUGCUUCUGAGAGAAGGGAAAGCAGCAAAGGUGGAAAAGAAACCAACAGAAGAACAUCGGUGCCCUCUCACACGCCGGCCAAGUCUACAUCCACAGGACACAAGGCUCAACCUUCAUCACAUGGCACUAAGCGGGGAAGUGGACAAGCGGCUAAUGCGCCACAACGCAGUGCUAAACCAUCACUUGCCAACUCUGGUGGACCAGCUUAUGAUGAACAGAUCACUGAGCUGAAGCUCCUGGUUGAUAGCCUGGAGAAGGAGAGAGAUUUCUACUUCUCCAAGUUGCGGGACAUUGAGAUCCUGUGCCAGAGCCCUGAAGUUGAGCACGUGCCUGUCCAUGCUAUCCAGAACAUACUCUACACAUCAGAGGACGACCCAGCAACAGUGGCCGAGGCUCAGGCGAUGGUUUCCAAGCAGCAGCAGCCGGCGCUGAGCCCCAUCCUGGAGGCGUCCGAUGAGAGGCCGAAGCAAGAGGUUGCGAACAAGCGGAAGAGCAUCUCGGACCUGGAGGAGUUUGGGAUGGCAUCCAGCUCACGGCAGAGGCUCUCCGACAUCUCCGACGUGCAGCUGUGUGGAUCCCCGCUGAUGAGUUUCAGUUGAAGCAACUGUCGUUGCUACAAAAUCGGUCUCGUCAUUGCUGUUAUGACCUGGUCUUUUGUAAGGCAGUGAAACUAUCUCCGUUGGAUUGGUUUGUGGAUCCGUCUGUUGUACGGUCGGUGGUGUAUUGUCGUGUGCCCGUUUGCAAGGUACUCCUCCCGUCCUAUUAAUAUACAAGGCGUAACUAUUUUUUA